AUGGGGAGCUCCAAUGAUACGGGAGGUGGGGAAAAGGGAGGAGUGCCCGUCAAGGCCGAGAGUCCUGCUGACGGAGGGGAGAGUGAUGUCGCUGCGGCUUCUCCCGGGGACCCGUCCGCUGGGUCGGAGUCCCCCCCUGGUCAAGCUGAUUACGAAGAAGGGGAGAAGGUUCUUGCGUUUCAUGGCCCCCGUAUCUAUGAGUCCAAGGUCAGUAUCUCCCGAUCCCGGAACUUGCGGCUAGGGCUUUGUAGUUGUUUCCAGCUAGUUCUGUCUCCGUCAUUUCCGUACACGAUGGUGGUGGAUAGAUCGCGGAAAUAACGGGGUUUCUGACGGCUUUGUUAUCGGAAUACGAAUUACCGACUUAUAUAGAAAGUGUUUAUUGUUUGUUGGAUUACUAUCAAGUAGUUUGGGAGUCUUUAGUCAGAGAAAGUUUUCGUAUUCAAAAUAAAUCAAAAAAUAAUUUAAUUUAUUCGCUUUUUGGGGUAGCAUUUCAUUCAAUGUUAGUUUGAUCUCAAACGAGGUUUUUAAACAAGCAUUACCAUCUCUCGUGUGUCUAGGAGACAUUGCUUGAUGAAAGUUUCAUUCUGAUUAAUAGAUGUGUUUCGAUUUGGGUCGAUAUCUCAUUGGGAAGGCAGAAUUUUCUGCAAAUUAUUCUGCUUAUUUUCCCACACCUCCCCCCAAAAAUAUUGAGAAAAAAAUUGUGCAUCGAAGUUGGGGGGAUUGAAGUGAGAGAACGACGGGAGCGAUGCUGUAUCCCUUCUUUAAAAGGCAUAAGCUGCUACCGUAAAUAUUAUUCUGUUAACUGGGAAACAGGAACGGUCAAAGGAGGUGCUUGGGUAUCAUGUAUCGAAGCAAAGUUUUAAGCGUACUCAUCAAAAUGAAAAUGGAUAAUUUGAGUGAGAAAAAAAUUCUUUCGACUUUCAAAUAAUUCAUAAAGCAUGGAGUCCCUGUACCAUUCCUAAGCAGGGCUUCAAACACCUUGGGAUAGACGCUUGACAAGUAUUUGAGAAAUUGGUUUUAUGUACCAGGUGCGGGGUAGGGGUGUAGAUUCAUAUCCAGCCUUUGCUAGGAGUCUGUGAAGAUUUUCGUUCUAAAGCAGAGAAACGCUCUCCACUGUUUUUCUGAUGUAAGAAUUUGGAAUCACCACGAUCGAAUUACCACAGCUGGAUGGAUUAGAAUAGGCUGGCUAGAGCUUGGAAGAAAGCGAUGUGAUGAUUAUAAAUGAAGAAAAUCCUAAGGGAAAACUACCUGAAAAAAUUAGCACGAGAGAAUUAAUGGAUGUAAGAGGUCACUGAUUGAGGCUUUUGGUCUCAAAACCCUGAAUUCACAAGAUGUAAAUUGGUCUAUUUCCCUCUCUGCAAGGUGUGUAUUUGAUGGAGGCAUGAUGGAAAUCUGUGAUAGGCUGUUUCUUCUGAAUGUGAUACUUGUUCGUUCAUUGGAGGAGCAAGGAGGAAUGGAAAUUUUGCAGAGAGGUGAGAAAAAACAAGUGGUCAAACUUUCAAGCCUUUUUUGUUGAUUGUGCACAUGUGGCAUAAUAAGAUGUGUAAUAUGCUGCUUUUCCUAAAUGCAAGGCCCUUCAUUUGAUGGAGAGGCGAGUGACAGGAGCCAGGAGUGUGGGAAUAGCUCGUAGCUUUUUGUUUGCUGUCACUUUUUCCCCAGCGUUCAACUUGGUCUAAAUUGAAGUAUUUGUCUGGAUGAACUGCCUCAUAUGUUUCAAGCAUGUGAAGGGUAGGGCCCUUCAUCAGUCACAAUACUCUUUUUAAGGUCUCAUCCACUUUAGACACGAAAAUGGAGAAACAAUGGGACGAUUUUUUUCCAGAAAAAGGUGACCUUUCUUUCGAGAUGCCUUGAAUUUCAAGGACAUUUAUGGAGAAGGCAGUAUAGCAAUGACACGUGCUGAAAGAGAGGAUAACCUACCAGCAAAGGAUCAACAACUUUGAACUCUCUCAUGUUGUGAAGAGCCAAUAAUCUCUAUUAUUUGCGGAAAGUGGGAAUGAAGAGAUAUUGUACUAGUCAUGGCAGUACAACAUUCAGCAGUUCUACCAGAAGAUAUGGUUGUGCUAUGACAAAUUUGAUGUCAUUCUUGUUGACUAUGGAAUUAAUGCAAACCAUGUAAGGAUGAAAGUUGGGGAAAAUGUCUUCUACUACCCAAAUUAUACAACCAUUUUUAAUUAUAUACAGCUACCCUGGCCAAAAAAAAGGAAACUACCUAGGGAGGAAACUCCUCUCAACUAGGAAACUGACCAACAUAAACUAACUCCUAAUUAUACAUUUUUCCCCGCAGGGAUCAUUGUUGUAAUUUUUAUAACCGCACUCAAAAAUUGGAUUUGAAUUUAAACAAAUUCAAUCAUGUUCCUAUGCGAAUGAAGUGGUGGAAGUCAUUCUUAAGAUUUUGAAGAAACAGGGUAGCAUUCAUCAAGUAUUAUGAGGCCCAUCUGGGGGGAGAGAAAUAAGAAAAAAUCUGACAAGACAUUCAGGAACAGUUUUCUUAUCAUUACGGAGUAUAUUCAGGAACUACUUUGGAUGCUUGUGCUACACUACUUAAGUGGUGGAAGUCAAUCGUAGUCUAGAAACAGUAUGUUGGAAGCUGUUACUUCCUGCUAUUUUGUGUACCAUUAAGAGCGAGAAAUGACAGUUUUGAAGCAUGACACUUGAGAUCAGAGUUACCCAAUCUAGCUCAAGUGGGUGAGGAGAUUCUGAUACCGAGUUGAAUACUUCAAAAGUAUUUCAAAAUUGGGUGAACUUGGUUGAUGUAUGGGCUAAAUUGAUCGGAAGCAGUGAUUCAGAGGAAUUGGUUCCUAUAACAUGCUUGUGUCCAGGACUAACUUGGCUUUUUGGGUGAAAGAUGCCUUUAUAAGGCUCAUAGUUGUAUAAAUGACCUCAGUUAGCAUUUAGUUGUGAAGUCCUUCUGAAUAAAUAUUCUAAUGUGUCAAUAAAAAAUCUGAUUAAAAAUAAAAUCCGAAUUGGGUUCUUCCCCUGCUUUAGCCAUUUUGGCUGUUCUAAUCACUAUCCGAAGGUUCCAAUCUUGCUUGUGGGCUUCUGGAAGAUUGCUCUUUGUAAUUUAUUGAGGAUAUAUGUAUUUUUUAUGGUAGAUCGAGAAUGGCAAAUGUGAAUACAUUUUCAUCCAGAUGACCAGAGAGAGGAUAAACAUUAUUGUUUGAGUUAUGAUCUACAUCUGAUAACUUACACAUUAUUCUUCGAUGUAUCAUCUUGGAUGGUCAGGACUGUGCUCCCUCCUGUUAGUUGGUUUGCAUUUGUCUUUGAUCAGAGCUAUGAGAGGUAAUGCUUUCUCUGUUGUCUGUCAGGUUCAGGUGAGUACUAUCUGCAGCUUAGUGAAUAAGCUGCUUCCUUAACUUUAUUUACUAAUAAAUUAUGGCUUUUACCGUUCUCAAGGAAACAAAAGUUCAUUUAUUGUCAUCAAUAAUCAAUUGCCAUGAGGCAAAAUGCUUAUCUCGGAGAAAAAUAACCUCUACACGUUUUCAACGCAUACAUUGAAUAAUGUCAUAAGAGAAUUCCUUGUGUUUUGUUCACUGUUAAAGCUCACUAUGAGUCUAAAGUCUCUUUUCUUAUUCUGUUUGUUUGCAUGUCUAGUUAUCUUUUUUAACCUGUUCCCUGGUUGAUAGUUUAAAAUCUCUCCUGUCGAUGCUUAAUUUUGUUUUUAUGGUAUUUGUAUUGGUGUAUUUAUAAUCAUUUCAUUUUGACCUGUACUUGGUGCUUUACACAAUUAUAUAUAUAUAUAUAUAUAUAUAUAUAUAUAUAUAUAUAAUUAAAUCAAAUCUCUCCCUAAUGUGUAUAUGCUUAUAUUGUAUCAAAGUUUUACUCUAGUCUAUAGAAAUAGCGUUCUUUGUCAUGCUUAGAUAUUCAUAGUUUUCUGAGGCAAUCUCUAAGUAUUUGCUGAUUCCAAUCUCCUUUUCUAAGGUUCAAAAAGUUGAGUACCGGGAGAAUGAAUGGAAAUACUAUGUCCAUUAUCUCGUGAGUUAUUCACCGACUUUCUACCCUCUACAGGACUUUGAAUUCACUUCGUUGAACAUUUAUUUGGUUAAAGAAUUAUAUUGCCGUUGCUUAGUUCACCUUUACUGUUAAAUAUUGCCAAUCAUUUCAGAUGUUUGCUAAUUACUCAGCCUUUUUGCAGGGUUGGAACAAAAGGUGUGUGCUACCUACCUGCAGUUAUUCAGAGUUAUCAUUGGUACCAUUUUGACUUAUGGGUACUUCAUACUUUCCUUUUAACAUGACAAGCACCACGAUUAAUUAAUGAUGGAAACUUAUGGUGUACAAGUAUUUUAUUUCCAUCCGCUCUGAACCCUGUAUAAAUCGGAUGUGUCCCGAUGUGAGCUAGCUAAGAGAUGAGAUCCUCGGGGCACAAUACCUUGGCCCAUUUAGUCUCUUUGCAAAUGAAAGUUCAGCUUGUUAAAUGGCGGUACUGACUUCGUUGAAAACCUUUUUCUUUUCGUAGACAGAACGAUGUAACAUCAUUCUUAGAUAUACUUAAUGGGUUCCUGACUAUAAUGUUCCAAAUUAGGAUCUGCCUUCACAAGUUUUGCAGAAAAUCACUUUUUAAUCCACAGUGAAAAAGAGAGGUUGUUUGGAGCAGGUAAAAAGAUCAGCAUUGUGGGCAUUAGAAAUGAACCUUGCCUAGAAAAUUGCCGUUGUUUGGAGCAGGUAAAAAGAUCAACAUUGUGUUCAUUAGAAAUGAACCCAAGUUGAUUUAUGCUUGAGAAUGUCUUACACUAGAUGUCAGGUGCCCGUUUGAUAUUACAUUUUGCACAACAAAGAAAGCACACUUCACCAAGGUUGUGCAGUAGCACACUCCACAAUGAUGAAGGCUUCACACAUAUCACUUUUAAGGCAUUAUUUAUAUGCAUUCUGAUAGUCCCUCUUUGAAUUGCUUCAAUUGAAAUGAAUGUUCAGGCUCUGGUCAUCUUUGCAAUCGAGGCAAAAUUUUCAUUUAUCAAUCUGAUAAAAGUGUCAGGAUCAUUACCUUCUUAGUCAGAUUGAGUUGUAGUUUUAAUUGAUGGAGGCAAGUGUGCAGAAAUGGGAUCUACGUUCUACAAUCGUACUGAUAAAUAAAAUAUGCAUUACUAUACAAAAGUUGUAGAAUUGCCAAUGAUAGAGGGGAUAAUUCCAUCACUUGUACUUAUCAAGUGAAGGACCAAUAUAAAUAGCUCGUGAAGGGAAAGCAUACUCCUAGUAGACUAAAAGAGAACGGAGGAAGGUGCUCAAUGAGUGUAAUGUUCUGUAAUUUGUGUUUCUAGAUUACAGCAUUAGGAGCUCUUUGGCCAUCACAGUUUGUACCACUAGAUCACAUACCAUUUGCCAGAGCUAUGAGUGUUUAGAAUAGUGCCAUAUUGGCUACAGUAAAAGUAAAUCUGAGAUCAAAAUGAUUCCUCAUUUUGGGACAAUUAAUUUUGAUAGAUGACAUGAGUUUAAUGCGAUAUAGAUCCAAUGGGUGUGAGUUUAAUAGAUAUUGUCGUUGCAAAUAAGCUCAAAUUUCAGCUUGCACAGGAGUGGACAUAUUAUGAUUUGAUACUAUAAAUAAAUUCGUGAUUGUGAAUUGAUUUUUGAGUUAGAUGCCUCGAAAACAGAUAACUCUCUCAUUGACAACUAUUCAGUUUUCGAACUAAAUAAUUUUUGAGCUAGGUGAUUUCGUCAAAACUUGAGUUGAUGACCAGAUGCCUCUGGUAGUAAUCAGCCUUCAAACAAGAGAAGCCUUCUUUAUACGACAUGUAAUCUUCGAAAGCCCCUCAAUGUUCUACGUUAAAGCUAUGUCCUGAUAAACAGAUAGAAGGAAAAUGACGAGAGAAUUCCGUGGAAGAUAUAAGAGUUGUCAAGUCACCUCUUCGUUUGGAAGAAUUUAAUAUUUUAUUUAAAAACUCUGAAUGAAAUCCUAUUGCUGACGGUUCUUUGAUUGGACUGACAGAAGUUUCCUAGGUAGCAUAGUAGAUACACAUUAUAUCUUCCUAGGUGCAAUGCCAGUCUUCUGGUUUAUUUGAUGGGGGACCGCCAUACAGCUUUCUGGUGAUGCAGCAGCCCAUUGUUGACGGGCAUUACUGAAGCAUUACUAUCUUCUUCUCAAUCUAUUUUCGUCAUUUUUCCCUAUAUGCCUCUGUAUUUAUUCCAACUAUUCCCUCCUAGGGACAGCAUAUCUUUUAACAACGAUUCUUUCUAUUUCAGCUUAUGGGACCAUUUGUGGUUAAAACUUGCUGUAUUGUUCGUUUAAUAUUACAAAUCCAUGCGACAUUUGUGUAUUAUGUAUGUAUGGUUAACAGGUUUAACUGAAGACUCGAGUGAAUACUUUUCUUAAAAUAACCUUUUUGACGGUUGGGACUGAUACUAAUGAUGGCUUAUCUGGUAUACUGUUAUUAUUAAGUGUUGUGAACCUUCAAGUGAUCAUUUUCUUGAAAUGAACUCUUUCACAGUUGGGAUGAGUGGAUUGAAAGCAGCCGCUUGUUGAAAUUCAAUGAGGAAAAUGUUGAGAAGCAGAAAACCCUUAAUAAAAAUGGUAGAGCGAAGAACUUGAAGUCUUGGCGUUCUACUCAAAACAAACCCAAGGGAUCUAAUGGUUUGUCCACUUCACGCAUUUUAGUUUCUGCCUUUUGUUAGCCAUGGUUACCGUUAAGAUAAUUGCUUCUUUGCUGACCUGUACUACCAUAAAAAAGGACAUAAUAGCUUUACCUAAUCAUUUAGAUCCAAACAAGUGAUCAUAUAGUUGGUCACUGUUUCAGCUUUCAUUUUCACAUAACUCUCUGUCGACUCCUGUAGAGCCUAUGAUAAAAGCUAGUGGCAGAUUUGGUAUACUGCAGGCUCUGUUUGGCUUAGAGCUGAUGUAGAUAAAUCCCCAUUUUUUUACACAUAACCUUACUGCCUAGUCAACCCAUAACUUUUUAUCGGUUAUUGUGUGCUUCUAAUUUCUUUUCCUGGUAGUUUUAUUGAAAUUGUAGUUUUUGAAAGAAAUAUUUUGAUGCAUCUUUAAUAAUCACUGAAGUUUUCUUGAUUACUUGUUGAUAUUGGUGAAAUCUUCAGAGACAAAGCCAGAGAAAGAAGAUCCAAAAAACAAUUGUAAGUUGUUUCGUUUGCAAUUGUAAAUGCCUGUUUUGUUUUUAUUAAUGGUUCCACCAAAUAAUUUUGUUAGCACAGGAGUUUGAUUAAAUGUCUGUGAAACUUCGAACAUCAGACCUUUGUAAGAAUAUUUAUACCUGGCACAUAACUCAUUAUAACAUCAUUACUUGUAAUUUGUCUAAUUCUUAGGAAGAGUAAUCACCAAUAAGGGUUAUUGUUCAUUUAUGAUUGUGAAAAAUUAUAAUUUAUCGGAAGCAAAGUAUUUGCCACACUGCUUAUAUUGACUGGGUGACUUUUGUGUAACUUUGGGAAGAGUUAUGACUUUUAGAUAUUGUAAUGCCAAAAAAAAGGGAUGGAUAUCUCAGGACAGCAUUGAGAUAUGCAAAAAUGACAAGUUGACGAAAGAAAUGGCAAGAUUUAAUGCACUAUUUAAUAAAUACAGCGUAAGUUGAACUAUUUAAUGAAUACAGCCACUAGGAAAAAUCAGCACAAGGAACACACGUCUUUCCCAAAAGCAGAGUUCCCGAGACAUAGAUUGACACUAAUUAAAACUGACAGAGCCCUUGUGAAAGAAUAUUGAUAUUAGGUUUACUGCGUCAAUACAUCAGCUGCAGUCUGACAUCCUAAACAACAUCAUCAACAUCAACCUUGGUUGUUAUCAACAGUCUGUCAAUGCUAACUACAGAGAAUUCUUCCACUGCAGAUGCCCUUAUUUUAAAGGCUUUUUUGUCUGUUUGUCUCCUGACACAAUUUUUUUUGUAGGCUCUUCAAAUCUGUCUCAUCGUGCCCUAACAUUAAUCAUAAUUUCAAUUGUUAUAGUAUAGAACACACUUCUGGAAGUAUUUUUCUUGAAUCAUCUUUUGAGACUAAAUGUUGAAGAUUGAGUGAUGAAUUUAUCUAUAAAACGCCCCCCCCUCUCCCCAAUGAAAGAAAAAAGGUUCAAAGAGCUCAACACAAGAGAGAUCAUUUUCUUCUUUCCAGAGGGCUUCUGCUGCUGGUUGCUGUGGCUGAUCACUGGUUGAACGUCAACUCCCCAACCACACCCUGAGCUACCCGAUAAAGUGCAAGUAUUAAAAUGAUGAGAUAAGCCUUCGUAGGGUUGAGAGGAUUAUGAUCCUGAGCAGAAACGGACGAUCAUGGGAAAAGUGUAGAAUGGAUAUUUUUUAUAGAUGGUGACAGUUGACAAAAAGGCAAGUAUUAAAAUGAUGGGAUCUAGGAACAUUAGAGUGGUCGCCCUUUUGCUCAAGGUUAUACCCAUGAAGAGUAUACUUGGUGGGCAAGAAUAGCUUCAAGCAAAAAGGGUGUUGAGCAGAGAUAAAUAUGACAAGAGCAAAUGUCAUCUAAAAAAUAGGGCUCCACCUCUUUUCAAAAAAGGUGAAUCUGAAGAAAUCAAUGGGAUGGAAGACAUCACCUAUCUCAAAGUGAAAGUAUUCCUUCGCACAAUCAGUGCAAAGAACUUUGAUGUGACAAUGAGAGCGACUUCCUAGCGGUAAAAUCGCCAUAAGGAAGAAGAACCUUAGGUUUGUGGUCAAUGAACCAUACAAUAAUGGAAUUCUGUCACAGAAGGCAAGAUAACUAGGGCCCAGUUAUCAUAUUGCACUACACUAGAAGGUACUGUGGAUUUGAAUUCGUCUAAUAAAGGAAGGGCCAAGUGUUCUGCCCACCUGCCAUUGAUAGACGGAGACAACUGGAAGCUAGGAGUUCGGACUAAAGCAGAAAACUAAAUGACAACCCAGAAAUAUGACCUAAUAUUUCUUAUGAUAGAGAAGCCUCGAUUGUUGAGUGUGAGGAUGCUCGAUAUGCUACAAUUUCUAUCCCAUGACUGCUUCUAAUCCUCCGACCUGUAUGCUGAUCUUUCACAGAAAGGGAUGAAGCAGUGAACGAGACUGUGUACACAGAACAUUAUGACGUAGUGAGACAUGCUUUAAUUGAUAGCAUAUUUUCUAGAAAUUGAGAUGGAUGCAGGACGUGACAUAGUGAGACAGCCAGCUGACUGACUAGGGAGCGAUGGAGUAACAGAGCACUUAAAUUCAAAGUUUAGAGGGAAAUGAAGGUAAUCAUCUAACAGUAGAUGGGCUUCUUCUUUGCAUUGAAAAGGCCAUUCGUCUAUAAUCGGGGCUUGGCAUUAUUAUCAGGAGGAGCGAAAGGAGUUGUCUAACCUGCAUAGAUUUACAUCUCCCUAGAUGGUGUACAUGAGUUUUGAGUGGAGGAAAAGCAAUGAUAUAGAAACUAUCAUUGGAGACACGAUUGCUCAUGCAAUGGCACGAGGAUAAAUCGCAACUGAUGAAGGCUUCGACAAGUCAACUAGAUGGGGUCAACAGCAAAGCUGAUGUUGGAAAGAACUUCCAGUGGCAAGAGGAACGAUCAAAAGUGUGGUUCGCAGAAGAUCUCCAGUACACUACGAUUCUCAUGGUAGUUUCUGUGGAGAAGCAACAACAUCUAAUAACAAUUAACGAUGAGAGAAUGAGGGAGAGGGAGUAAUCUUCCCUGCAUUAAGGAAAUAGCCCAGUGUAUGAGACAUCACUAACAAGUCCGUGCUUAAGGAAAUAGCCCAAUAUAACAAGCCAUCUAUGCCACGUAAAGGACAUCUAACAUGAGAAAUUAUCCUUUUAAGAUUUUGAUUUUCAAAAGUUUUAAGUUAAGGAGAAGAGAAAUACGGGCAAUAGAAAGGUUCACACUGACCAGAUUUUUGUUUUCUCCUGUUGAAAACAGAAGGUCGAGAGUGAUAUGGACUUCGACCAAGGUCAACACAUGUCGAUCCCUGUUCCAGAAACAAUUUACCAAAAUUGUCUUUUUAUUUUUAGAAGAGGGUAACGUCUAAUUAAUAAAAGGAUUUUGUUUAUUUAUUUCGUACGUUUAUAUUGUAAGUUCACCUCCAAAACUAGGUCUUUUCCAUUUUCUCUGGCGACUGAUCCAGAACUUGAGAUGGUAACUUAAACUUUGAUAAACUUGUCACACUGCUCAGUGGUUCUGAAAUUUGUGUAAGAUUAUUGAUAUUAUUUUUUUGCAUCGUUUCAUCAUUUGCUAGCUAUCAACAGAAGCACGGGUGCUAACACUCAGCUGUGAGGAAUUGACUGUUCGUAUUACUGACGUGUGCUUUCUUGUGCAGUUCCCCGAGGUAAAAAGCGCAAGGGACACACUGGUGUUGUGGUAUGGCUCUUUGUUCUGAAUUUCCUUCACAUUGGGCUUAGGAUCUUUUUCCAUUUUUUUUUAUUGGUUCUGUUUUGCACUAACUGGUUAUCUGCAAGAAGUCUACAAAUACUUUAGAGAUGAGCAUCAUUAAAAUAACACAACAUCAUAAAGUCUCCAAUGGAUCAGUUGGAUCUUAGCAUUUUAAGAUCUGUAAAUUUAAUUUUUCUGUCUCCAAAAAUGGUUCCCUACAUCACUCUUAAAGGGCUUCCUAAGAUGUCCCAUAUUCAGAUUUCAGGUGCUAUUACUUGAUGUAAAUUAUCUGAUUAAUGCAUUAUAUUUAAUCCCAAAGAUGUGUUCAAGAAAUCAGGGUCAAAUAUUGGCCUGAACAAUGAGUUUUAGGUUAGGAAAUAUUUGAAAGGAACAGCUCAAUCGUAUUUAUUUCGUCUUCUUCCUGUGGAUUAGGAUGCCCCAUAUUUGUUUUGCUCUAACCUGCCUGGACAUCUUCCAUCCAAGCUUACUAACAUCAUCAGAGUUGUGCAAAAGUUAUUACCCUACUCCUUUUCGCAUAGAAGGGGAUCAAACCAGCCGUAGGAGGCAGAGACAUGUCCCAUUGUCCCAUGGAAAUCAAGAACAUAAAUUUCUGCUGCUGCACUACAUUUUACAUCCUAAGCCACUUUUAUGUACUUGACCAUAAACAUAUAAAAUGCAAGAGUCCAUUAGGUAAAAUAUUUACCUGCGAUAUGAGGGUUCCAAGCCCAAAUGUAAAUGAGGGAUAAGUGAAGAAAAGAAUCUGUUAACAUAUUCUCUUGCAUCAAAAAUUCUCCACAGAUUGCAGGGACCUGAUGUGAUUACGAUGGAUAUGAUCUGUUUGAUUAUAAUGUCCUGACUUUUUCCCUAAAGUAUUAACUGCAUCAUCAUUCCUUUGAAAUUUUUUAAGGUUCUGAACCUCUCCUAGUUGGUUAUAUCUGGCAGUCAACCACAUCUUGGCAUUUUUAAACUUGUUUUUUUCCGGAUAAGUUGUCAUGUCAUCCAUUUCAUCCUUCACUAGCGAUCAUCUUAUUUUAAAUCCAAAGAAUCUGCUGAAUUUUGCAGGGGUGGUUGUCUAUUUAGGGUGAUUUGGUGAUAUUCAUCAGAUAUAUUAUUUCUCAUUACAUUCUUGGUAUAGUUUAGGAUGUCUGGUCUUUGUUUCAUUUGCCUUAGCUAAAAUUGGUUAGUCUAGAUGGUGUUGUAUCCAUCUCAUUAUCAGAAUACUUUGGUUUCAGGAGGACAUUAAGCCCUCUGAGAAAUUCGUGACGAUACAGUUACCAUUGACGUUGAAAAAGCAAUUAGUGGACGACUGGGAUUACGUAACUCAACAGAAAAAGGUAAUUGGGUUUUCUCGUGUUAUAUACCUUUUUUUUUCUGAUAGGUGCAGUUAUGCUACUUUUAUUUGGUGUUAAGGCAGAGACUCUAUCUUUUAGUUUCUGGAUUGUAUAUUUUCUUCUGAUUAAAGAUUCCAUCUCUGUAUUGUAUGAUCUUUAUUCUUCAAUUGAAAUAAUGGAUGCUUUUUUUGUAUGUUACUCAAGUGUGUGAGCUCUUUACUUGCUGGCGAUAGCAGCUGUAUAUGGAUAAGCAUAGGCCAGUAAGUUUGGAUUCUAUCUGCUGAGUGAAUUCACACCAAGUAUUGCCUUUGGUUGUAAGUUUGAUCCCUUGUUUAUUGGAUUUUAGUCAUGGUAGGGGAAAUUGUUUGAUUCUGGUCCGGAUUGGGCUUGGUCUAGGCCAAUCUAUUUUAACGGGAAGUAAAGCCUUUAACCUCAUCUUAUUGCGCUUCAGGCAUGCUGUAUUAAGAUCCUUGUAUCCCCCACUGGAGUCCAGCUCAAAAAAUCACGAGCUCUUACAGUUUAUACCAUUCAACGGGAACUGUACCUAGAAAUCCUAAUGACUUGAAAAGACUGAUGUCUCUGAGAUUCAAAGGAAUGGCGUUGCUAGCUCUAAGGACCGUAAUUUAGGUGAGAAGUACAUAUGUGAGUAUUGGACCUGCUACUCAACAUCUAUGUGAUCGUGAGAUGUCACAUAAUUGUUAAGAACAACAAAGGUGGCACCUCAAGAUGUGGUUAAAUUCUAGUGUCCACGUAGAGUGUUGAUUAUGUUCUUGAAAUGGCAACCAAGUGCACACUGACUGAACAAUAAAGAUCGAUUAAUGAAUCUCAGAUUCAUAUUUAUAAAAAAAUAAUACAAUUAUUGAUCAUUAUUUGGUAAUUUGUCAAGAAUAUUUUCCACCUGGGCUUAUGUAAGCCAGUUUACCCUCAAGAUAGUGACAGUUAUAUCUGUUGUACGCAAUGUCAAGAAUAUACGCACUGUAGUCUUUCUGACGUCAAGUAGAUGGUAUGGGUAUUACUGGAAGCUAUCCUUCUUCUAGAGGUGGUUGACCCUAAUGUUUUUGUCAAUUGGUUCCUUGGGUGCGGUGUGGCAUUAACUGGGUUUUAUCUCUAUUCGCUCCUACAUUGCUUUUCCUGUCAAAACAUAGCCCAAUUUUCUGAGAGAACAGUAUACUUUGUUGAAAAAAAAAUUGAAAAAAAAUCUCGUAUAUUACUCCUUUUGGGCUUGGAAAUUAUUUGAUUGAAAUUGAAUGAAACCCUUAAGCAUUUCUGUCGUUAUUUAUUUUUGUGUUAAACUUCGUUUUGUUUUAAUUUCAGCUGUUAGAGCAGAUUUAAUUUUGCAAGGGUUGUGCUGGGACAUGUUUAGUGGAGUGUAAACAGCACUCACAUUUUCCUUUCUUUUUCUUUUCUCAUGAAUGAGGACAUCUCUUAAAACUUUUCUGUUUGUUCUUGCCGGUCAUCUGACAUAUGAGGAAUUGUUUCAUGAAUGAAUGCUGGCUAUUUUUUUAUAAAUCAUGGAUUUUCUGUUACUGCUAUAUUUUGGCUCAGUAAUCCUUUGAAAUGGUGUAAAAUUUCUUGAACAGCACUAGUUCACAUCUUUGGUUGAACUUCUACAGUGUUAAAUUAUUAUUUAUCAUUUUUUUUUAAUUCAAUAUGUUAUCUUUUCUAGAGUAGGAAACAAAACCCAUUUUUUACCAUUCCCCUUCAGUAUUCUUGUGACAAAGAUACAUCUUUUACAUCUUGUCUGGACAUUAUUUUCUGGAGUCAGUCCAAGUUUUGAUAUCUCCUAUUCUUGAAUUUUAAUAACUUCUUUUAUCUUUCUUGCAGCUCGUUAAGCUUCCUCGUAAUCCCAGUGUCGAUGACAUACUGAAGAAGUAUCUUGAGCACCGCACAAAAAAAGAUGGCAUGUAAAUGUCCUUUGGUUUCUUUUAACAUUCUGUUGUAAUAUUCUGCAGUGAUUGAACUACUCAUUAGAAGAUUCUUAGGGUUGAUUGUUAAAUCUGUUAAAAGAGUUGAAUAUGAAAACUUGUACUUCUGAGCUUAUGCUUGUGCUUGCGUGGCUUCUUUCGUUUAGGAGUUCUAAUAGGUGAUUUAUAGUUAUCAAUCAUUUCCCAGAGCCCUCCAUGAAUAAGUUCAUUUUCCCCUGAAGUCUUGUUUUUCAAUUCUCUUCUGUUAGCAGUCCUCUAGUGAGGAUUUUGUUUGUAAAAUCAGUAUUGGAAAAUGUCAUAACAGCACUUGAUAUUUCUACGUUGAAAAAGUACAUUAAUUCUUUGGUGCUAUUAAGUAGCUGACUAGGGUGGAGAUAUUCGUUGUGUAAUUUGAGGUUAUGCCGUGCUAAAAUUUUGGGGUGGCAUUAGUGCAGUAAUCUCCUAAUAAGUUUUCUAUUUUUAUUGUAACUCCAUCAUUGUGGAACUUCAUGUGGUUGUGAAUGUGGAAAAAACUGGGAUCGCCAAAAAUUUGGCGUCUCCAUGCGCUUGAUCCUCUCUCUCUCUUUCUCUCUCUCUCUCUCUGAGAGUGCCCAUCCACUUGCUUAUCAAUGAUCCUGGUUUUAUCCCUGAUAGAAAUUAUAAUAUCUAUUCUGCAGGAUUGCUGAUUCAGUGGGAGAGAUUUUAAAGGGCAUUCGUUGCUACUUUGACAAGGCAUUGCUUGCCAUGUUGUUGUACAAAAAUGAGCGUGAACAAUACGAGGCAGCUGUUGACGAUAAAGUAUCUCCUUCAUCUGUGUAUGGCGCAGAACAUCUACUCCGUCUUUUUGGUAUAAAAACCCUGACUGUUUUUCUUGCCUUCUCGUUCGACGUCUUUAAAGUUUCUUUAAUUUUUUUCCGGGAUCAUUUUCAAUAUUGAUGAGCCUUAUUGUCAUUUGUACUUGAAUUCUCUAUUAAAGUAUUUAAAUUUAAGUGGGUCAUGUCUUCUUUGUUUCCUUUGGAUAGAUCUGCGAUUAAUUGAUUCGCUCCACAUUACCUGUCAGCUUUCUCUUAUUGAAGCUGAAGAACAAAGCAUAAACGUAGCUGUUGUAUCUAGCCAUAUUAAGAAAUCUAUUUCUUCUAACAAUUUUAUCAUCCUGUCAAUGGAAAAAUUACUGCCGUACUUCAAUAGUACUUAAAAUGAAUGUAGUUAUCCUCCCGUCUGUUAUUGGUGUAGACUCCAGCAUAUAUGUUUCAUCAAUAUGUUCUUCAGUCAAUCCUAUAUACCUGAUGAUUCUACCAGUUACUCAACGUUCAUAUGUAAUUAAAUUCAUGUUGUGGGUCCAAGUGCAAUUAUUGCACAAACAGUUUCCUUAAUGACCCUGGCAUCACCUUUUUUCACUAGUGGGAACUCCUACGAUAAUGUCAUGGAACUGGAAGAUCCUCGAAAUGGAUAUAUAGUAAAUCCAUCUAGACCCUUGGAUAGGACAGCAUGUAAUUUUGAAGUUUUGCUGUGGCCUGAUAGUCUGCCAGGAUCUCUUCUUCCGAAUUCUCUGCUUGAAAAGGGGCUAGGUACUCUCUUUUCUAAUGAAAAGACGUCCCGGGCUUGGCGUAUGUUGAAUGUAAGUGGGUUCUGCUGGGUUGUUCCUCCAACUGAUAGAGAUCUAUGAUCUUUUGACAGUCAAGUUACCAGAGCUACUCACCUACGUCCACAUGGAGGAGGAGGCUCUCGCAAAAUUGCAGCAGAAGCUAUCCGAAUUUCUCAAGUAUGUAUGGCUUCAUCCACUGGGGCAUUAUAUACUUUCAUUAUAAGGGAAUACCUCUGUUUAUUCGCUUUCCUUGCCUUGCCACGGGCUUUUCCGUCUUGCAACCCGUGGUAAGACUUUGGGUAAUCAAAAAGAGGACGAAUCAUGGGAUGCGUCUUAGAGGAUGCCCAGUCAGUCACUCCCCGACCAUAAUCGGGUUGGGUGGAGGAACCACUGAGUGCUACUAAUCUAUCAACUGCUAGAGAUCAGAAUAGGAUAUCCAAUUAAUCUCAAGGGCAUUCUUCCUAUCUACCUAUCUUACAGGUUUCUGCAGAAAAAUCAGAGCUCAUUCUUCCUUGCCAAUUACGAACCCUCUAACAGGGAAUGA
Molecule: messenger RNA, 15582 nt
Organism: Spirodela intermedia
Lineage: Eukaryota; Viridiplantae; Streptophyta; Magnoliopsida; Alismatales; Araceae
Source: the annotation of a GenBank genome assembly